Molecule: messenger RNA, 1277 nt
Organism: Aspergillus alliaceus
Lineage: Eukaryota; Fungi; Ascomycota; Eurotiomycetes; Eurotiales; Aspergillaceae
Product: Hsp20/alpha crystallin family protein
Exons: 1
Coding region: 66-623 (185 amino acids)
Biological process (GO): response to heat; response to salt stress; response to hydrogen peroxide
Source: RefSeq, a predicted model, not a curated record
CCGACCUUUGUGCUCGUCUCCCUUAUACAAGGCAGCUACCCAGCACUGUAUAUACAUAUUCCAAAAUGGCCUAUCGUAGUAACUUCAACACACUAUCACAUCGUGUCCCCAGCCUCCUCGCCGUCACCACCAAGCGGCAAGUCCAACCAUGCAUCUCGUCAAGGUACGCGACAGCCAGAUCAAUGGCCCUGAUGCCCCAUAUGCACCGAGGCCCCUCCGCCAUAAAACGUCUCCUGGAUGACUACGAUCGCUAUCUAUCAGGCCAUGCCCUUGACCCUCACCCUCGGGCCUACGCGCCGACCUUCGACAUGCGAGAAUCGAAGGAGGCCUACGAGCUGGAGGGGGAGCUCCCUGGCGUGAAGCAGAGCGACGUCGACAUCGAGUACAUCGAUACGCACACCAUCGUUAUCAAGGGACACACGGAGCGGGCCUCGCAGUUGGAUGAGGGGUCCUGGUGGAUAUCCGAACGGUCAACGGGGGAUUUCCGUCGGUCAUUCAGCUUCCCAUCCACUGUGGAUCCUGAAAAUACUCGGGCGCGACUAAGAGAUGGGGUGCUUUCGGUGACGAUUCCGAAGGUAGGUUCGACUUGGGAGGCGAAGAAGGUGAAGGUGGAGGAUGAGUGAUGGAGCAGGAGGAAUGUAAGCUUGGGAUAGUGUUGGGAUUGACACUUGAGACACUUUUUCUGCCUGAUUCUUUGCUUUGAGGCCAUUCUGCGGUUCUUUAUAAGUCGAUCCCUUCGCUUGCUCUGUUUCUUCCUCGUGGACACCGAAAAUGGCCUCGUCGUCAAGGUGGGAGAACUGAAAUUUUACACACCGUUCGGAGCUUUGGUGUUUGGGCUUUUCUUUCUUUCUUCUUCUUUUUUUUUUAUUUGAAUGGGAGUUGAUUGAACGGGGGAAAAAGUCGAAGUUUUUAUUUUAUAUUUUAUAUCCUCUAUAUAAUGAAUAUCUGAAGUCUAUGUUAGAAGAGGUUCAGGUAUACUACAUGAACAUCGAAAUGGCCAAUGUACUCAUCCCUUGCGUCGCAAAAAUAAUGCAGUUCUGCAUAUUUGGUCUAUAUUACAAGUACAUGUUUGCUCUCAUAGUACAAGAGUUGUGACCCAUUUUCUUGUUCUGGUAAAUAUGACGCCACCGGGUGCUAUACAGGCUCAUUCCCGGCAAAGCUAUCCAGCGCGUAGCGUAAAGCAUCUCCCACCCAACGAGAGGCAGGCUAAGGGGAUUGUGGUAACAGACACCUUUGGGACUUCCAUCUCACGAUUUGGGUCAUUCCCCUCAUGCGAC